GCAAAAAUCAAAGAAAUUUCUGCGCAGAUCUUGGGGAGGGGAUUGUGGCAUCAUCUUCGUGGCUGCGUUCGACGACGCUGCCACGAAGAAGAAGAAGAAGAAGACAAGAUGGAUUACCGGAACAAGCUUGUUCUUGCUCCGAUGGUCCGUGUGGGAACGCUCUCUUUCCGAAUGUUGGCGGCGGAGUACGGCGCCGAUAUUACAUACGGAGAAGAGAUUAUCGAUCAUAAGCUUCUCAAAUGCCAACGCCGUUUCAACAUUGCUUCCGGAACAACAGAGUUUGUGGAGAAAGGGAGUGAGAAUGUUGUCUUUAGCACAUGUGAUGCAGAAAGAGAAAGGGUUGUUUUCCAAAUGGGGACUUCUGAUGCUGUUAGGGCUCUUAAAGCUGCUGAGAUUGUGUGCAAUGAUGUUGCAGCUGUUGAUAUUAAUAUGGGUUGCCCCAAGGCUUUCUCUAUUCAAGGAGGAAUGGGUGCUGCUCUCUUAAGUAAACCCGAGCUCAUUCACGAUAUUCUGGCAACACUUAGAAGGAACUUAGACGUCCCUGUUACUUGCAAGAUUCGUCUAUUGAAAUCACCUGCAGAUACUGUUGAAUUGGCUAGGAGAAUCGAGAAGCUUGGUGUACCAGCUCUUGCUGUACAUGGGAGGAAAGUUGCAGACAGGCCAAGAGAUCCUGCUAAAUGGGACGAGAUAGCAGAUGUAGUUGCUGCAUUGUCCAUUCCCGUUAUUGCAAACGGAGAUGUUUUAGAAUACGAUGAUUUCUCUCGCAUUAAAACUGCUACAGGCGCUGCGUCCGUGAUGGUUGCAAGAGGAGCUAUGUGGAAUGCUUCAAUUUUCUCUCCAAAAGGAAAGUCUCACUGGGAAGAUGUGAAAAAGAAAUACAUUAGAAAGAGCAUCUUGUGGAACAACGAUGUUAAAAGCACGAAAUACACGAUAAAGGAGAUGAUAGCGCAUCAUUCUUGUCUUGAAUUAGCCGAAGGAAAGUCUCUCAACAAAGCUGACACUUUGGAAGAUAUAGCGAAGCUUUACGAGGUGGAAGAUUACUAUUGGACAGUAAAGAACAUUCGUCCCCUGACACAUGACUUGGACUACGUUUUGUGAUACUCAGACAAAAUGCCACUUUAUUUCGAGUCUUAGUGUAAUCUCGUUUUUAUGUUUUAUAUAUAGAGGGAUCCCAUUGGUUUUACUUAACCGAAAUUCGAAUCUAUUGUUGUACUGGAAGUAACUACACUAUUAUUAAUCAUGCAUUCUCUUGA
Messenger RNA from Raphanus sativus (radish), 1253 nucleotides. RefSeq lists its product as uncharacterized. NCBI's taxonomy places the organism in Eukaryota, Viridiplantae, Streptophyta, Magnoliopsida, Brassicales, Brassicaceae. Gene Ontology annotation, cellular component: cytoplasm. The transcript has 9 exons. Gene Ontology annotation, molecular function: flavin adenine dinucleotide binding; tRNA dihydrouridine synthase activity. The coding region runs from base 109 to 1098 and encodes 329 amino acids. The record is from RefSeq and is a predicted model, not a curated record. Gene Ontology annotation, biological process: tRNA dihydrouridine synthesis.